UAUAGAGGCCCCCCAUUCAGUGAACAAAAGCAUUCCCGUAAGCCUGCAAGUCCCACGGCGCCGAUAAUGACGAAACUCUGACCGAGGAAGGCCCCUCCCAAAACAAUCACAGAUACACAUUUUAUAUAUGGCUCUGCAAUGCGUGAUCAAGCCCAAGAUGUGGCUCGGUGUUAAGCAGAUCCUGCUCUACGUGGGCCUCCUGCUGUGCGUGCUGCUGCAGGUGUGCCGCAGCAAGACCCAGCUGCAGAUGUACUGCCCCACGGUCUGUCGGUGCGAUCUCCAUCUCCAGCGCAAUCGGGCGGUCUGCAGUGCGAGGCGACUGAUAAGCGCCAAUAUAGAAAUGCCCAAAACGGUGGAGUUGCUGGAUCUGAGCUACAAUGACAUCACCAGCAUAGACAAUGACUCCUUCCAGAGCACCGUUCACUUGGUGAACCUCUCCCUGUCCCACAAUGCCAUCCACACGCUGUACGGCGAUGGCUUUGCGGAGCUGCGGCGUCUGCGGCACCUGGAUCUGUCCUACAACCGGCUGGAGCAGAUCGACGAGCACCUGCUGGAGUCGAAUGCCCAGCUGAUCCACCUCAAUCUGGAGGGCAACAAGCUGGCCACCCUGGGCAGUGGCCCCCUGCUGCGAAGCCCCUCGCUGCGCUCCCUCAACCUGCGCAACUCGCAGAUCAACCAGCUGGGGGCAGAGCUCCUCAGCGGCCUGCCCCAGCUGCGGCAGCUGGACGUGGCCCAGAAUCUGUUGCUCACCCUCAGCGCGGGGGUGUUCCGCCCCCGCUACCUGGCCUCCCUCAACCUCGAGGAGAAUCCCUUCAACUGCGAUCGAGCCUUGAGCAAAGUGGCCACAGGACUGCGUCAGCGGGGCGUGGCCCUCUUCAUGAGCGACUGCGUGGAUGAGGAGCCGGCUCUGCCGCCGCCGGAGGAGGUGGAGCUGCAGGGGGGGCCGACGAUGAAGUUCGAACGCCUCGAGCACCUGGAGCCCACCACCCAAGGGCCGCAGUCCGUGCUGGCCGUGUGGCGGGAGCUGGACUCCAGCGAGGAGAGCACCGGCGACGAGGAGGAGGAGCAGGAGCUGUCUUCCCUCAGCGACGUCUGCGAGGGCAGUCGGGAGAAGCUCUGCCUGAACUACCGCACCUGCCUGGAGCGCGUGAGCCACAUGCUCCUGGCCGGCGGAGGCGCCCAGCUGCCAGACGAGAUCGAACGGACGCUCAAGUACGACUCGGAUGACCUCAAGCUGGCCUUUGUUGUGGGCGGUGCCACAGGCAUCUGCAUGGUCAUCUUCAUCAUCACCUUCGCCCUGUGCCUCAAGAGCUGCUGCGAGAUGCGCAAGAAGAAGUCCACUCUGGAGUCGCCGGAGGGCGAAACGCCUCUGGAUCCCUCGCAGGAGACCCUGCCCACUAUUCACACCUGGUCGCCGCACAGGACUCGCAAUCCCCGGCGAUCCAACCCGCAGCGUGCCUCGCGGGCCGUGGUCCGCCAGCCCUACGGGCCGCAGGACAGCUUUGUGAACCGCAUCUUUGGGCGGCCGGCCCGCUCUCAGUACUACCGCACCAUCAACCAGAACACGGCCACCCUGAUCCGCCGCCUCAGCCGCAGCAACCUCUUCAGCAGUCGCGAUCGGGAGCCCGUCACACCCACCACCCCCCCGCCGGAGAGCACCUCCCGUUUCUACACGGACGAGGCAGCGGCGCGACCUGAGACGCCGCCACCCAACUACGGGGACGUUGUGGUCAUCGACAAUUGUGAUAACAAGUGAAGUGAACCAAAGCCAGGAAGAAACAUUCGAUUUAGCUAAGAAAUAUUUAAAGUGGAUGCUGUUUGUGCAGGGGAACAGCUUUAACAGGGCAACCUAACAGCGCGGUAACAGCACUCCAUGUUAACAGCUACCGGCUGCCGCUCUCAGUUAACAGCCAGCUGUAGCGCUCUCUAACAGCGCGCUGUGAGAGCGGUCUGGCACUGUUAUCACGAUCCACACGAAGCACACGAUCCACUCGGCUCCGGGCGGCCUUAGCUUGUAAGAGAGAAACUCACAGAGCAGCUACGAGAGCUUAAUACACAUACACAACGAUACAUAUAUACUACUAAGCAAUGAAAGACACAACAAAUACACAACAAAUAUGGGAAUACAAUUAUCUUCUAUAAGCCUCAUUUAUGAUGAAAACUUGUAUCUGCUAUAAAAAUCACUUGAAAGCAUUAUUCCCGUCGAUUCCUCUGCCUGAAUCCACCAAAAGAUCUCACACAGAAAAUAUCAAUUGGGGAAUUCCAGUAUUUUCAUUCA
Molecule: messenger RNA, 2278 nt
Organism: Drosophila miranda
Lineage: Eukaryota; Metazoa; Arthropoda; Insecta; Diptera; Drosophilidae
Molecular function (GO): protein binding
Source: RefSeq, a predicted model, not a curated record